This is a messenger RNA of Mucor mucedo, 840 nucleotides long. RefSeq lists its product as uncharacterized. The transcript has 4 exons. The coding region runs from base 1 to 840 and encodes 279 amino acids. The record is from RefSeq and is a predicted model, not a curated record. Lineage: Eukaryota; Fungi; Mucoromycota; Mucoromycetes; Mucorales; Mucoraceae.
AUGGGUAAGGAAUCCUCUAUGCUCCGGCGGUUUCUCGCGGCGGGGGGACUCCUCCUUUCCUCCUUUAUGGAGGAAAACAGGGAGGAGUUCCUCCAGGCUGAUUACGUCCCUGCGGACGUAAUCAGCCGUCUCUGGGAGACUCUAGCUCCACCUGCCGUGGACAGGGGCCUGGAGUACGAUUUUCUUCGUCUCCAGGUAGAUCAGGCUAGAUUCUGGAGAGAGACCUACGGUCUCGAUCCUCCAGGAUUUAGCCGUCCAUUUGGACGUCCUCCAAUGGCCUCCCAGCCUUUGGAGGAGGGUGCCUCCACAGCCAGUGGGGGUGACUCAACCGUCCAAAUGGGAUCGUACCCUUCCACGGUGGUGGAGUCCCACCAAGGAAGCCACUCUGCUACCUCUGUUGCCAGCAGGGGUGGUAGAGUACCAGAGUCUCCUGGAGACUAUUCAUUCUUUUUUGCCGCUUCUCCUUCUCCUCCUUCUCCUCCUGCUCCCGCCGCCUCUUCUUCCUCCUCUUUCUCCGCCUCCUCUUCCGCGUUUCCUGCUCGCGCUCCUUUGUCUGGCUCUGCGCCCUCCUCUUCUGCGGCUUUGCUUCCUCGUCCUCGUCCUCCUCGUCCCGCUGCUCCCCGCUCUGCGGAUGGUCAAAAGAUUUACAAUUCAGACAAACCCAAACAGGAUCGUGGAGUCCUCAUUAAACACAAAUAUACCGGGGAAAGUUUAGCAACAGCAGAUCCUGAAGUUAACACCCCAUCCAACAAUGAAGUAAAUGUCACUUCAUACCACUUAAAUCAACAGGCCCAAAAGAUGUUUUUGGAGGUCAUCGCUGAAAGGAAUGCGAAGAGAUGA